Messenger RNA from Erpetoichthys calabaricus (reedfish), 4536 nucleotides. It is a transcript of the gene tomm70, whose product is annotated as translocase of outer mitochondrial membrane 70 homolog A (S. cerevisiae). The coding region runs from base 63 to 1796 and encodes 577 amino acids. The record is from RefSeq and is a predicted model, not a curated record. The transcript has 12 exons. NCBI's taxonomy places the organism in Eukaryota, Metazoa, Chordata, Cladistia, Polypteriformes, Polypteridae. Gene Ontology annotation, molecular function: protein binding.
AUGAUGCAUCGGCGCCGCCCCUGACCUCUCUCCCCUGUCUGUGAAGCGCAGCGUGCGGGUGAAUGAUGGCUGCCUCGAAGCCUGUGGACCCGCAGUCUGGCAGCGGGUUGCCCCGCUGGCAGCUUGCGCUUAUGGUCGGAGCCCCUAUUCUCCUGGGAGCUGGUGCGAUGUACUUAUGGAACCGCAGUCGCAGGAAGGAGGCACUAAGCAAGGGCAACUGCGAGAGAAAAACUCCGGAGGGCCGGGCCAGCCCCAUGCCAGGGCACACUGACGGCAAGCAGCCCGAGGAGACGAGUCCUCUUGAUAAGGCACAAGCAGCAAAAAAUAAAGGCAACAAGUAUUUUAAAGCUUCCAGAUACGAUUCUGCAAUCCAGUGCUACACAGAUGCCAUCAAUCUAUGUCCACCUGAUCAGAAAUCAGAUCUCUCCACUUUCUACCAGAACAGAGCUGCUGCUUAUGAGCAACAGCAAAAGUGGAAACAAGUUGUAGAGGACUGUACACAAGCAGUAGAGCUAAAUCCAAGGUACAUCAAAGCUCUGUUUCGUAGGGCAAAGGCAUAUGAACGUCUGGACAACAAGAAACAGUGCCUGGAAGAUGUGACAGCCGUUUGUAUCCUUGAAGCAUUCCAGAAUCAACAGAGUAUGCAUUUGGCAGACAAAGUACUCAAACAGCUUGGGAAGGAAAAGGCCAAAGAAAAAUACAAGAAUCGAGAACCUUUGAUGCCAUCUCCACAGUUCAUCAAGUCCUACUUCAGCUCCUUUACAGAUGACAUAAUUUCUCAGCCGCUCUUGAAGGGAGAGAAGGCAGAUGAAGACAAAGACAAGGAAGGUGAAGCUGCUGUAGUUAAAGAAAGGUCGGGUUACCUUAAGGCUAAGCAGUUCAUGCAGGAGGAAAACUAUGAUAAAAUCAUCACUGAAUGUACUAAAGAAAUAGAUUCACAUGGGAAGUACACUGCUGAAGCACUAUUACUGAGAGCUACUUUUUAUCUUUUAAUUGGCAAUGCCUCAGCUGCUAAGCCGGAUCUUGACCAGGUCAUCAGUAUGGAGGAUGCCAAUGUCAAGCUUCGUGCAAAUGCUCUUAUAAAACGAGGAAGCAUGUACAUGCAGCAACAGCUACCUGUACUAUCUACACAAGAUUUCAACUUGGCAGCUGAAAUUGACCCUCACAAUGCUGAUGUUUAUCAUCACCGAGGCCAGCUCAGAAUCCUGUUGGAUCAGGUAGAAGAAGCAGUUAGUGAUUUUGACAAAUGCAUUCAGUUAAGGCCAGACUCAGCUUUAGCACAAGCACAAAAGUGCUUUGCUCUGUAUCGUCAGGCAUAUAAUGGAAAUAAUCUUUCUCAAGUUCAGUCUGCCAUGACUGGCUUUGAAGAUGUCAUUAAAAGGUUCCCAAAAUGUGCUGAAGGCUAUGCGCUUUAUGCACAGGCUUUGACAGAUCAGCAGCAGUUUGGAAAAGCUGAUGAAAUGUAUGAUAAGUGCAUCGAACUUGAACCUGACAAUGCUACAACCUAUGUUCACAAAGGACUGCUACAGCUUCAGUGGAAACAAGACCUUGAUAAAGGAUUAGAGCUGAUCAGCAAAGCCAUUGAAAUAGACAACAAGUGUGACUUUGCUUACGAAACAAUGGGAACGAUUGAAGUUCAAAGAGGUAACCUGGACAAGGCAAUUGAAAUGUUCAACAAAGCUAUAAACCUUGCCAAGUCAGAAAUGGAAAUGUCCCACUUGUACUCCCUCUGCGAUGCUGCCUACGCCCAGACUGAAGUGGCUAAGAAAUACGGAUUGAAGCCUCCAACUCUUUAACGCAGCAGUCAUAUAUUCCUCCUACUUGGCUAUUGCUAGGGCCUGAAGAGUUUUCAUUUCUUUUGUAAAAGCUGUGUUGGAUAACUACAUGUGUAUUGUGAUUCUGUAAUUUGGUUGACAUUUCCUUGGGCGUUAAGGUAACUAAAGUAUUGCAAAAGGCUCAAAUUUACAUGCAGGGGGAGCAAAAGUAUGUCUUUAGAUUAUUCAUGAUUAUUCAGUCAGUCAGGACUGGUCUCUAAGGGUGUCAUGUGAUCUUGCAUCAGUUGUUUCUUGUUAUCCUCCCAACCCAGCUGCUCCACUGCAUCACGAUGUAGGGGUUGCUGUACCUGAAUCUUUCAUACACAAUUUUUUUGUGUGAGUCAUCUGAUGGAGUACUCAUGUUACCUUUACAAACACAUUCUUACCCAUCUAUAAUCAGUUCAAUUUUCUGUCUAUCUGCACUAUUCAUAUAAUAUGUGUUGUAUACUCUUUAUCAGCCAGUACUAGAAAUGUUUCAUUGCCAGCCAGUUCACUUUUGAAAUUGUCUAGCAUUUGUGGGCCUAUGGCUAGUUGUCCUGAUCAAACAUGCUAACCAUUACAAAUAACUUGGUGUAGUCUGGAUACCUGGAUCUUGACUAACACCUUAUAUUUGGCUACAACAAGCUUUCCUCUGUAAAGCUGACAGAUACAUGGCGUCUUUUAAAAGAAGUCCAUCUUGUAAUGCUGUAGACUGCCAGGGCUAACUAAGAAAGCAUCACCGAGCCUGUCAACUUUUUUUUUUCUCCUCCCCCCCCCACCCCUUCUCAUUCCCCUUGCUCAUUUUAUCCUUGUGAGGACCGGAAAAUGCUGUCUGCAUGGGAGCUUUUUUUUAAAUGGUUGGGGGAGAAUGUUAGGCUAUUCAAAAGUUUUUUGUUUUUGUUAUAAUUUCUUUUUAUAUUCUGUACAGCAUGAGUGGGAUUAUUUUUUCUUUCUUAAUAAAUAUUAAUAUAAUUGUGUUGUAAACUUGUUGGAUAUUACUGUGAAAUUCAUCAGAUUGAAUUAUACAAGAAAUACAAAGAGAAUCAUUCAACAUAUGUGUUUGUCUGAAGCUGUUAACGAAUAAGGUGAAUGAGUCAUUGUGUGCUUUAAUGUUGUUGUAUUACAUAAAAAAAUCAAAAAAUCAGUCAAAAUGUGUAACUGACCUGGCUGAAAACACAGCGCUAAGGACCACAUAAUAAAGUCUAAAACCAUACUAUGCAAAAUAAGAUGAAAUUCCACUCUCAAAAAAAAUCCUGGCAUGUGUAAUUCAUGUCUGUCCAUUAAGAAUUACAGAUAUAUGAGGAAUGAGACACUUCUCUAGGCUUUCAUGCUGGUUUGGUGUGUGGUUGCUUUAGAAUCCUUCGAAGUGGUAGAAGUUGAUUUCCUUUGCUUUGCCAUUCCAGUUGUUGCUUUUCAGAUUUGGAAUAACAUGAAACUUGUAAUGAGUAUGUUGUUGCUGUAAGGAUUCUUUUCCAGUCUUUUUCCUUUACAACAUAAGAUAUUGACUGUUGGAGGAAGAUUAAUUAAAUGUAUUCUAAUUAAUAUGCAGUUUUAGCCAUGUAAAUCUUUUAAUAAUUUCUCCUGUCUGAUUAAAAAGUAAGGUCUAGACUUUCUUUGUAAAGAAAGCAAUUGCUGUUUUCUCCUAAUCUUGCUGCUCUAAAUUUGAGAUGUUUUAAGAAGGCAACUAUGCUUGCUUAAUGAUACUUUUGAUUAAAUUACAUAGUAUCUUUUUUCCUUCUCUGCAUUUACUAGCUGAUUUGUAUGUGGACCAGGUAAAAGGUACAGGGUGGGAUUUUUACAUGAGUGGUGUUGCACGGCUUUCUUAUAUUUAAAAAAAAAGAGGAACUGGCACUCUUACAUAUUUAUAAAUAGAUCUAAUUGUAUACCUUCAAGCUGUUUCACUACUUUUUACUUCCUGGUGAUCAGUCUAAACACUAAAUACAAAUAAUUAAAAAUCAAAAAGGUUACUUUAUUAUAUCUGGUCCUCCACAGUGCAGGGGAGGUUGCUGAAAUGUUCAGUUUUGAAUUAAAAAAGUGGUAGCAAUCACUCCUGAGCCAACAGGAAAAUGUGGUGCAACUACUAUAUGUUCAAGAAAUUAAUGUAACAUGCAAGAGUAAAUGUAAUGGUACAGGAAAUCAUAUAUCUCUGAACACGAAGAAAUCAUACCAGUAAGCAACUGCCAGAAGUACCCCUUCCCUUCCUUUUGUUGCUCAGACUCACUGCAGCCGUCAUACUUCUUCUUUCUUUCCAUUAGCAGACUCUGAUGUUUAAUUAUUCAAACCAUUAUAAGAAGCUUGAAUAAUUAAACAUUAGAGCCAGUUUUAUAAAGUACCCACCUCAAGUUUAGAUAUGCAGAGUAGAGUGAAGUGUGACAAGUAUGAUGAAUUGUGCCAAGCAGGUUAUAAAUGUCUUUGAUGAUUAGCCAAAGAUAAGUAAGUAGGUCUUUUUUUUCUUUAAAGGAAGGCAACUAUUUGCUCCAAUGGAUGCCCCUUUUGUUGUUUUAUUUUUUUAAUUAGCUUUUAAGAGAAUUUAUUGGGGUCAGUGUGCAUGUGCAUAUGUGUGUCAGGGUGGCCUGAAACUUCUCCCUAAACAGUGUGGGGCUCUACAAGGUAACUGCAUGUUCUCUAACCUCGUCUCAUGAACAAUUGCCUGUUGCAACCACCUGCACUGAAGAUUUUUGUGUCUUUUGUAAAUGGAUUAUAACAAUGUAAAUUGAGCAAAUAAAAAGAACAAUCUGGUCAA